CCGAUAAGAACGCAAGGCAGCGAGUCUAUCGAUAGCAGCAUGACAACCAAACCACUUUGAGUUUGGGAGCGGAGGAGUAACAAGGUUGGAGAUGGCAAAGGGCUUCGAGGCGCUCGAAAGGGAAGACCCGCCCAACGUGCCGCCUCCCGAGGCUUUGCCAGUUAAGAACAUAGUGCGAUUUCUCGCUGUUACGUCCCUUCUCUCUAUUUUCUUGUUGGCUGUCACGAGUGGCAUUGAAGACGAUAAUGGCAUCAUGGCUGAGGACGACAUCCUGAAUGCUGCUGAUUCCAGUUUCACAAACCCCCUCUCGUUUGGGACCAUGACGAUGUACUGGGACCAGCGUAGUGCCCAGAUGGCUCUUGUGCAGAAUAAUGUACGUGUGACAGGAGUUCAGGCCUCAGACCUUGAGUUGCUGCAGAUUCAGCAAGUGAGUCGUCAUGGAAGCAGAUUUCCAAUGGACAAUACGAUGCGAGAGAUCGCGGAGCUGCUGUAUAGGCUGCAGGCGAAUUACUCGAGCGUCCUCCCAGAGUGGUUGAAGGAGUAUUCACUGCCUUAUAACAUGUCAGUUGCCGGUGCCUUGUCAUCCACUGGCUAUGAUGAGCUCGCAGCGUUGGGAAGACGAACUCGGGAUUCCGUGGGCUUCGCAAUUCCAACAAAAUUCGACAACAAGCAGUUCAUCCUAGCACACACGUUUAAGGAACGCACGGGUGAUAGUGCGAAAGCGUUUGCAAGCACAUUCUUCGAUAACCCAAACCACGUUAAGUACAUUGAGUACGCCAAGGGAAAGGACCCGCUUCUUCGCUUCUACGACAUUUGCGACCGGUACCUUGCAGAGGUGAAGCACAAUCCGAACGCCUCCGCUGAACUCAAAGCCUACGGGAGUUCGAGUCAAAUGAAUGCGAGCAUUGCUGAUCUCAAAUCGCAGCUAAACCUGCCUGACAGUGCGAACCUCAGCGUCACGGAUGUCCGUGCCGCCUUUGCAGCUUGCGCAUUUGACAUCAUGUAUGGUAUCACAAGUCACUGGUGCUCUCUCAUGGAUGAAGCGUUCUUGAACCGCCUUGACUACGCUGAGGACCUCGAAGCUUUCUACGAACAGGGUGCGGGUUACAAGAUCAAUUACGAAAUGGCCGCCGUCUUGCUUCAAGACAUCCACAAAUUUAUGAAAAUGUUCAUAUCUGGUGAGACCGAGGUGGUCGGCAACCUACGCUUUGGUCACGCGGAGACGACGCUGCCCCUAAUGACACUUCUUGGCUAUGGUGAUCGCACCAAGCUCCUCGCAUCGUGGACGGACGAUCAAAUCAACUCCCGAGGCUUCCGUACUUCUGUGCUCUCUCCUACCGCCUCCAACAUCGACUUCCGUCUAUAUCGAGGAAAGGACCAGAAAUACUACGUGUCGGUGUGGAUUCAAGAAGUCGAGGCACCCUUACCCGGGUGCGAUGGUGAGAUGUACUGCGAGUUGUCCAAAGUCGAGAAACUCUGGAGCUACUACCUCAACGACUACAACUUCAAGACCGAUUGUUCCUUUCCGAAGAGGGGCAAGAAAAACCCCAAACAGUAAACACAUUGACAGCUCGCCUAGAAUUAAAGGAUAAUUUGUCCAUUCACUUUUUUUUUAAA
This is a messenger RNA of Phytophthora nicotianae INRA-310, 1617 nucleotides long. RefSeq lists its product as hypothetical. Lineage: Eukaryota; Oomycota; Peronosporomycetes; Peronosporales; Peronosporaceae. Gene Ontology annotation, molecular function: acid phosphatase activity; inositol phosphate phosphatase activity. The coding region runs from base 92 to 1558 and encodes 488 amino acids. The record is from RefSeq and is a predicted model, not a curated record. The transcript is spliced from 5 exons.